Messenger RNA from Vombatus ursinus (common wombat), 3198 nucleotides. RefSeq names its product EH domain containing 1 (gene EHD1). Gene Ontology annotation, biological process: clathrin-dependent synaptic vesicle endocytosis; endosomal transport. The transcript is spliced from 5 exons. The coding region runs from base 46 to 1650 and encodes 534 amino acids. Gene Ontology annotation, cellular component: cytoplasm; plasma membrane; clathrin-coated pit. The record is from RefSeq and is a predicted model, not a curated record. Gene Ontology annotation, molecular function: molecular adaptor activity; calcium ion binding; protein binding. Lineage: Eukaryota; Metazoa; Chordata; Mammalia; Diprotodontia; Vombatidae.
ACGGGCCCGCUUCCCCGCGCAGCGGCGGCCGCCGGCCUCAUCACCAUGUUCAGCUGGGUGAACAAAGAUGCGCGGCGCAAGAAGGAGCCCGAGCUCUUCCAGACGGUGGCUGAGGGGCUGCGGCAGCUGUACGCGCAGAAGCUGCUGCCGCUCGAGGAGCAUUACCGCUUCCACGACUUCCACUCGCCGGCGCUCGAGGACGCCGACUUCGACAACAAGCCCAUGGUGCUGCUCGUGGGCCAGUACAGCACGGGCAAGACCACCUUCAUCCGGCACCUCAUCGAGCAGGACUUCCCCGGCAUGCGCAUCGGGCCCGAGCCCACCACCGACUCCUUCAUCGCCGUCAUGCAUGGCACGGCCGAGGGCGUGGUGCCGGGCAACGCGCUCGUCGUGGACCCGCGCCGGCCCUUCCGCAAGCUCAACGCCUUUGGCAAUGCCUUUCUUAACCGGUUCAUGUGUGCCCAGCUGCCCAACCCCGUCCUGGAGAGCAUCAGCAUUAUUGACACCCCAGGAAUCCUCUCUGGAGAAAAACAGCGCAUCAGCAGAGGUUAUGACUUUGCGGCCGUCCUCGAGUGGUUUGCCGAGCGAGUGGACCGCAUCAUCCUGCUCUUCGACGCCCACAAGCUGGACAUCUCGGAUGAGUUCUCCGAGGUGAUCAAGGCCUUGAAGAACCACGAAGACAAGAUCCGGGUGGUGCUGAACAAGGCGGACCAGAUCGAGACGCAGCAGCUGAUGCGGGUCUACGGGGCCCUCAUGUGGUCCCUGGGUAAGAUCAUCAACACACCCGAGGUGGUGAGGGUGUACAUCGGCUCCUUCUGGUCCCACCCCCUGCUCAUCCCAGACAACCGGAAGCUCUUCGAAGCUGAGGAGCAGGAUCUCUUCAAGGACAUCCAGUCUCUGCCCCGGAACGCCGCCCUCAGGAAGCUGAAUGACCUCAUCAAGCGAGCCCGGCUGGCCAAGGUCCACGCGUACAUCAUCAGCUCCCUCAAGAAGGAGAUGCCCAACAUGUUUGGGAAAGAGAGCAAAAAGAAGGAGCUCGUCAACAACCUGGGAGAAAUCUAUCAGAAGAUCGAGCGGGAGCACCAGAUCUCUCCCGGGGAUUUCCCAAAUCUUCGGAAGAUGCAGGAAUUGCUGCAGACUCAGGACUUCGGCAAGUUCCAGGCCCUGAAGCCCAAGCUCUUGGACACCGUGGACGACAUGUUGUCUAAAGACAUCGCUCGGCUGAUGGUGAUGGUGCGCCAGGAGGAGUCCCUCAUGCCCUCUCAGGCUGUGAAGGGCGGUGCCUUCGACGGCACCAUGAAUGGGCCCUUUGGCCACGGCUACGGAGAAGGGGCCGGAGAGGGCAUCGAUGACGUGGAGUGGGUGGUGGGCAAGGACAAGCCCACCUACGACGAGAUCUUCUACACCCUGUCUCCUGUCAAUGGCAAGAUCACCGGUGCCAACGCCAAGAAGGAGAUGGUGAAGUCCAAGCUCCCCAACACGGUCCUGGGGAAGAUCUGGAAGCUGGCCGACGUGGACAAAGAUGGGCUGCUGGAUGACGAGGAGUUUGCCCUGGCCAACCACUUGAUCAAGGUCAAGUUGGAAGGGCACGAGCUUCCUGCCGACCUGCCCCCCCAUCUGGUACCUCCCUCCAAACGGAGGCAUGAGUGACAAGUGACCCUGCCCGCCGCACAAGGGGGUGUGGCCCCGCUCUUACCUCUCAGCGUUUCUUGGCUUUCCGAAGCUUGGGGGGGAGGGGAAGGGGAUCCCAUUCUCGGUGCUCCCUUGCCGUGUCUGUUCCCUAAAGACCUGACUAGCAGAUGGGUUUUUGCAGCUCUCAGAAAGGAAAACCACCAUUGAAAAAACAUUUAUUCCAAGCCCGGUGGGGAGACAGAGGCAGCACUUGUCAAUGUUGGAAUUUUGUGCGCAAGAACUAUGGAUAUUUUUAAUAUAUGAAGUCAGAGGCAGUAUUCUUUCUUGCUCCCUCCCUUCCCUGUGUGUGUACCCCACCCCCACCCCCACCGAGCCUAACAGAAGACCCUGCCAGGCUCCCUCCCUCUGGCUGUCUAUACAGUGCACCCAAAGAGCCAGAACCCAGGGCCUACGAAGGCAGCCCCCACCCCCCCCACCCCCCGGCUGCAUGGCCACAAGCUCAUAGUCUUUUCCUGGAGCCACUGGUCUGGUCCUCUGGGUGGGGGGGCUUGUUACGCGCAGCAGACCUCUGUUGGCACACCGGUCACAGAUAGGAGCGGUGACGAGCAGGCCGCCCCUCCCUCUGUUCCUGAAUUCACACGGUACUCAGUGCCUUUGCCCACCCUUUGGCCUCAGCACUGGCUCCCCCACUCAGGCACUGCUGACUCUUUCCCUUCUUCCCCAGAGUCCUCCCCUGUAUCACACCAGCUUAGAUGCUCCAGGAGCUUCCACUUGCCCCUUGGAAGUCCCAGAAGCCCCGUGGGUUGUGUCUUCCCAAGAAAACCAACUAGGUUGGUUUUUUAUAUCUAUACACUCGACUUCCAAUUCCUGGAAGUUUCUAGCCACUUUGAGAACAGCUGUGUUUUUGACUCGCUUUCCACAAGCACCACCCUUUAUGAGAACAGCUGUGGAGGCCCCUCUGGUCUGGGAGUCAUUGAUGGCCCUGUUCUUUAACUUCAGACCCUUUGGGUGACGAUGGGCCUCCCCUGGCCCCAGUCCCUCGGUGUCCUGAUGUCUGCUCGUUGGGUAUGUGCUCGUCAGCGGUAUGCACUGUGGUGGCCCAAGGGCGCUGGGGCACCUGGCUUCCUCUUACACCAGGGCCCUUGGAAACAAGGCCCAGGGCUUCAGAGCAUUGAGGUGGGUCCCGAUUGUCUCUGAGGUGCCGAGCUGGCUUCCCGUCCUUCAGAGCCCCUCUCCUCCUCCUGUGCUUUGGGAUGAGGGUCUUGAGAGCCUCGGGGGGUUGAGUCAGAGUGGCCCUGAGCUCCCAGGACACUGCUCAGGAAGGACAAGCUGGGCCCCGCCCGGCCACUUGUCCUCUGUAGAUGCCUGCCUUCUGCCGGGUCUAGAACCUCCCGAAAAUGGUGGCAUUGUUACCUCCAACUGAACCCCCUCCCAUAAGGGGCUAAGUGUGGCCGAAGACUGCUCAUCUCUUAUUAAAAGGGUCUUAUUUAUACUCACAUGUGGAAAACCUGAAAAAAAUGGAGAUUUUUUUUUUCUUGCAUUAAAAAAAGGAAAAAUAGUGCCUAA